UAGAGUUUCUGUAGAGAAGUAGAGAUUGUCCAGGUGACACAAAAAUAAGGGAAAAUUAUAAUGAAAAGAAUAACCGUGUUGAUUUAUUUAAGGGUCGUGUUCUUUACGUGUGUGAUCUGACCGACUCGGGUUGUUUGCGGACCAGGACCCAGAAUCCCAAUGCUAUAAAUACGUAUUCUACACACACCAUUUCUUAAUUCUUCUCAUACUUUCUCAAUCAAUCUCUCUGUUUAUGUUCCUUUCUUGAGGCAGGCUGAGUACUCUGCAGUUCCAAGAAUAUUAAGCUUUGUUAAUUUCAGGAAAUUUGAGCUUCGACCAGAAAGGGUUGACAUUGCAAUUUCAACUUGUUGUAAGAAGUACUGAGAUGGAAGACAAAUCUGAAUAUGUCAUUGUGGAAGAAGAGAAGCCCAAAACGGAAGAGUUGCAUGUUCAAGUUGAGACAAAGGAUAUAGAAGUGGCUGGUGAGAAGGAAAAGAAGCUGAAAGGUGACGAGAAGAAGGCUGAUAAGAAUAAGGAGAAGGAGGGGAAAUCAAAGAAAAAGGAGAAAGAGAAGGAAGAUAAAGAGUUUAAGUUGAAGGUAAAGGAGAAAGAAGAUGACCAGGAGGAGAAAAAGAAAAAGAAGGAGAAGAGUAAGAAAGAUCAUGGGGAGAAAGAGGGGACGAUGACAGAGGUGAAGGACAAGGGGAAAGAUAAGGAGAAGAAAGUGAAGAAGCAAAAUGAAGUGGAUGAGAAAGUAGUAGAUGAAGAGAAAGAGAAAGAGCAAAAGAAGAAAAAAGAAAAGAAGAAAGACAAAGAGGAGGACCUAGAAGAUGAAGAUGAAGAGAAAGAGAAAGGGGACAAGAAGGAAAAAGAGAAGAAAGAGAAAAAGCACAAUGAUGAAGCAGAUGAGGGAGAAAAAGAAGAGGAGGAAGUGAAGAAGAAAAAGAAGAAAGACAAGGAGGACAAGAAGAAACAGAAGGAUGAUGUUGACGAGACAGCGUGUAAGGAAGGAGAGGAGAAAUCAGAGAAGAAGAGCGACGAUAAAAAUAAGGAGAAGGAGAAAAAGGAGAAGGAGAAGAAAGGAAAGAACAAAAAAAACGAGGAGGGAGGAGAGAACAAGGACGAGGAUGGAGAAGUGAAAAAGAAGAAGAAAGAGAAAUUAGAUAAGAAGGGAGAGAAGAAAGAAAAGGAGGAUAAGGAGACAAAGAAGCUUGAUGAAGCGGAUGAGAAAACAUGUGAGAUUGGAGUUACCUCUAGGGAUAUUUUAAUUGAGGAUAAUGAAGGGGAAGAAGGGGAGGAGAAGCAGAAGGAUGAGUUAAGUCAAGCUAAAGAAAAGAAGAAAGGAAAAGAAAAGACGAAGGGUGACAAGGAUAAGAGCAAGGAUGUUGGUAAGCUGAAAAAGAAGUUGGACAAGAUUAAUGGGAAAAUAGAACCUCUCCUUGAGGAAAAGGCUGAUAUCAUGAGGCAAAUCAAAGAAGCUGAGGAUGCUGGUUAUGUUGUUGCUGAGUAGGACAAUGGUUUUGCAGGCUGAUGUCAAAUAGCAAGGCAUGCUAGCUUUCAUACUCUCUACUUCACUUUUAUCUAUUUGCCGAUACUAUGUUUUAUUGAGCUAUACUUUUAUGUGAUAUACAUGUGUUUAUAUAUACUAAAAGUAGAGCUGUAUGAUUCAUGCAUUCACUUCUGUUACUAGAAACCAUACCAGAGUGCCUGUUACAUUGUGGUUCUAACUGACGUCAA
This is a messenger RNA of Tripterygium wilfordii, 1716 nucleotides long. RefSeq names its product ABC transporter F family member 4-like. Bases 365 to 1489 code for a protein of 374 amino acids. The transcript has 2 exons. NCBI's taxonomy places the organism in Eukaryota, Viridiplantae, Streptophyta, Magnoliopsida, Celastrales, Celastraceae. The record is from RefSeq and is a predicted model, not a curated record.